UGAUUCGGUUGCACUCGCAUCGUCCUCCAUUCUUACGAUCUAAUUUUUGCCGGAAAAUUUGUAAGCACCCAAAACGAACAGAAAUCCGAACAAUGGCAGCGGCCGGAGGACCCGAUCCGCUAUUCGGAUUGAGGAACAAUUUCUACCUAGGCGCGUACCAGGCGGCGAUCAACAACAGCGAAAUCCCUAACCUUUCCUCAGACGAAGUCGUCGAGAGGGAUUCUCUCGUUUACCGCUCUUAUAUUGCGCUUGGAAGUUACCAGCUUGUUAUUAGUGAGAUUGAUUCAGCUGCGGCAACGCCACUUCAGGCUGUGAAGCUGCUUGCUCUGUAUCUCUCGAGCCCUGCAAACAAGGUUUUACCUGUGAAUUGGGUUCAAGUAUAUGGACUGAUUCUCUUAAAGAAAAAUGCAGAUUUGGAGGUGAUAAGCGAUAGGCUGAUAGCUCAUAGCAGUGACAUGGAAAUGGCAAUUUCAAGCCUCCAUGAGUGGUUAGGAGAUCCAGCCAUUGGAAACAACCCGAUCUUACGUCUUAUUGCAGGAAUUAUAUUCAUGCAUGAACAGGAUUACAAUGAGGCAUUGAAGCAUACAAAUAAUGGGGGAACAAUGGAACUGUAUGCUUUGAAUGUCCAAAUUUUUCUCAAGAUGCACCGAUCAGAUUAUGCAGAGAAACAAUUGAGAGUCAUGCAAGGAAUAGACGAAGACCACACCCUAACUCAACUUGCUAAUGCAUGGCUAAACUUGGCUGUGGGUGGUUCAAAGAUCCAAGAAGCAUAUCUUAUUUUCCAGGACUUCUCAGAGAAGUACCCAAUGACUAGUUUGAUACUGAAUGGUAAAGCUGUUUGCUGCAUGCACAAGGGCGAAUUUGAUGAGGCUGAGACACUUCUGCUUGAGGCCUUGAACAAGGAUGCCAAGGAUCCUGAAACUCUUGCAAACCUUGUUGUCUGCAGUCUUCACCUUGGGAAGCCAUCAUCACGCUAUCUCAGCCAAUUGAAACUGUCGGACCCAGAGCACAUAUUAGUAAAACGUGCAUCGACUGCAGAAGAGAGUUUCGACAGGGCAGUUCAAACAGUUGCAUGAGGAGUUGGGGUUGGCCCUAAGUAUGAGAUUUAUUGUUUGUUUAUCUAAAUUUCU
Molecule: messenger RNA, 1130 nt
Organism: Striga asiatica
Lineage: Eukaryota; Viridiplantae; Streptophyta; Magnoliopsida; Lamiales; Orobanchaceae
Source: the annotation of a GenBank genome assembly